Molecule: messenger RNA, 870 nt
Organism: Melampsora larici-populina 98AG31
Lineage: Eukaryota; Fungi; Basidiomycota; Pucciniomycetes; Pucciniales; Melampsoraceae
Exons: 1
Coding region: 1-870 (289 amino acids)
Source: RefSeq, a predicted model, not a curated record
AUGUGGGAGAUAUGGGAGAAGUGGUCAAGGGAAUCCAAGUACCCUGGAAAUCCAUUCCUGCCCACUGAAACAGACUUUGUUCAACACCUGAAAUACUCAUUGAUGAAAAAAGGACUUAUAGAGGUUUCUAAAGAAGAAGCAAGAUUCCUCAGACCAUCACUAAGCUGUGAAGAUGUGUCACAACAAGAGCUUCUGAAGCAACAUGACAUGCAAUAUUUCCGGAUUUCAAGGUUUGCUCCGCACCAAAAAGCUUCAGACAGAAAAAUAUGUUUAAUUGCCCUUCACUCAGGUAGAUUACAACUGAAAAUUUUGGAACAUCAUGAACCAGUGGCAGAAUGGUUUGACAACCUAAGUCAUAGUCUUCAAGAGCAAUUGUAUAUCCUUGGACAAAAUCAUGAGUAUCCAAGAGAUGUAACAGAAACCAUACAUUAUGUCAAGCGCCUUUACCUGAAUCUUGUUCCAAGUUUCUUUGGGAUUCUUAGGAUGAUUGAACAGGAUUCAUUCCCAAUCAAAGCUUCACAACAAGACAUAUUGAUAAUGAAUGCAUGGAGAUUCUUGAAAAACCAUAUUACCCAAUGGAAGGACCAUUAUGUGAAAAUGAAUCCAACUCAAGAGUCUGUAUCCACCCAUCCAGAGAAGGCUUACCUUGUAAGCCAUCAGCUUCUCAAUAAAAUUUUAAGAUUGAAACAAGUAAAACAUGUUGAUUUGGAAGACCUCUUGGACUUAUAUGAGAUAUGGCGUCUCGAGUCCUUGAAUGAAAAUACUGUGGUAUCACCUCACAGUAACAAAACAUCAUUGAAGGACAAACUCAAAAAAUUCUAUACACAAAUGAGUCUAGAAGCAUCCAAUAAGCCUUCCAUAAUUUUUUGA